UAAAGGCACUGGUUGAGUAGACAGAUUUUACAAAAAAAAAACUGUUCGCUCAUAAAUUGCAAUAGCUUGGAAAAAAUUUUGAACAUUGCAACCGUUAUCUGAUACUAUAGUUUUAAAGGCCUUUCAAUAAAGCAUACACGACUAAAUACAAUCUUUUUAUCGUCGCUUAUCGUUAAUUCUUUACAAUGCAAUAUAAGAUAACCAAUCAAGAAUAUUCACAAUUAUAUUUUUCAAUUCCCGACUACUGUGUCUUUGGAGCGCUAUUGUUGUUCUCUACGGGAAUCGGUGUCUAUUUCGGCUACAUAAGGAAGAAACCGGUUAAGCCAAGCAAUGAUGGGGAACCCAAGGACCAUAACGUACCGGACUUUGGUUCUAAAGGAAUGAGCGAAUAUAUGUUGGGAUCCAGACAAAUGAAAUUAUUUCCAGUGGCAAUGAGCCUUGUUGCUAGGUUAGUUAUGCUGGGCACACCAUCGGAAAUCUACAAUUAUGGAACUCAAUAUUGGUUAAUCAUUAUAUCGAUAAUUUUCAUGGCAAUAGUGGUGUCAAAAGUCUAUAUGCCGGUUUUUUGCGCAUUAAGAGUCAGUUCUUCUUAUGAGUAUUUGGAAACUCGUUUCGGUGCGAGCGUUCGUACUAUUGCUGCUGUUUUGUUUAUUGUGAAAAUGACAGUUUACAUGCCAAUAGUUGUAUAUGUGCCAGCAUUAGCAUUUAAUCAAGUCACUGGAAUUAAUGUUUACAUAACUAGCAGUGUCGUCAGUUUUAUUGUCGUGAUCUACACAAUAUUGGGAGGUAUUAAGGCUGUGGUUCAAACUGAUAUAUGGCAAACAUUGGUUAUGUUUAUUGGGAUAAUAGUAGUGGUCAUACUUGGAGUGAUAUGGGCAGGUGGAUUUGGACAAGUAUUUCAGCACGCUGCUGAAGGUGGACGCAUCAUUUUUGCUAAAUUUUUACCGAAGGAAUGUUUCAAUGCUACACCCAAUGCAAGCCCUAUUUUAUCCCGAGAUUUUUACCGAGAGAAUGUUUCAAUGCUACACCUAAUGCAAGCCCUACUUUAUCCCGAGACUUCCAACUAUGCAAAAUAUUCGCAAUUUCAUUUUUCAAUUCCCGACUACUGUGUCUUUGGAGCGCUUUUGUUGUUCUCCACAGGAAUCGGUAUCUAUUUUGGCUACAUAAGAAAGAAACCGGUUAAAUCAAGUCGCGAUGAAGAACCAAACGAUCAUAACGUACCCGACUUUGGUUCUAAAAGAAUGAAUGAAUAUAUGCUGGGAUCCAGACAAAUGAAAGUAUUUCCAGUGGCAAUGAGCCUUGUUGCUAGCUACAUUUCUGGCGCAACUAUGCUGGGCACACCAUCGGAAAUCUACAAUUAUGGAACUCAAUAUUGGUUCAUCAUUAUACCGAUCAUUUUGAUGGCAAUUACGGUGUCAAAAGUGUAUAUGCCAGUAUUUUCCGUGUUAAAAGUUAGUUCUUCUUAUGAAUAUUUGGAAAUUCGUUUCGGCGGCAGUGUUCGGACUAUUGCCGCGGUUCUGUUUACUUUUAACUUGAUGUUGUACUUGCCAAUAGUUUUAUAUGUGCCCUCAUUAGCGUUUAAUCAGGUCACUGGAAUAAAUGUAUACAUCACUAGUAGCUUCAUCAGCUUAAUUGUAGUGAUCUACACAAUAUUGGGUGGUAUUAAAGCUGUGAUCCAUACAGAUGCAUGGCAAACAUUGGUUAUGUUUAUUGGGCUUAUAGUUGUCGUCCUACUUGGAACAAUAUAUGCAGGUGGAUUUGGACCAGUAUUUCAGCACGCUGCUGAAGGUGGGCGCAUCAUAUUUGCUAAUAUAAACCCAUCUUUAUAUGAGAGACAGUCAUUGUGGGCUGUAUUGAUUGGUGGCUUUUUCUAUUGGACCAGUAUUAAUAGUGUAAACCAGACGAUGGUUCAACGCUACAUGUCCCUGCCGACAUUGAAAAAAGCACAGCAAUCGAUGACGAUUUUUGCGAUCAGUGCUAUAAUAUUCAUUUCGUUUUGCUGUUUCGCCGGUUUAUUGAUAUUUGAUUACUAUCGAAACUGUGAUCCACUAAGCGCUGGACUUAUCUCGAAUAACGAUCAAUUACUACCGAUCUAUGUAAUGCAUACGGUUGGUCAUCUGCAAGGCAUACCGGGUCUCUUUAUAGCCGGCGUCUUUGGCGCAGGCUUAAGUUCUUUAUCAAUGGGAUUUAAUUGUGCUGCUUUGGUGAUCCUUCAGGAUAUUGUGCGUGCUAGUUUUAAAGUGAAGCUAAGCGAACGCGCUUCAACGAUUCUUGUCAAAUUCACAAUAAUUAUUCAGGGUAUAAUAGCGGUUGCAUUAAUUUUUGUACUCGAAAAGUUAAGUGGCAUUUUGAGUGUAGUGUCUUCGCUGGUUGCCAUUGAAACUGGCACCAGUUGUGGUAUAUUCACACUCGGAAUGUUGGUACCAUAUAGCACAACGAAAGGUGCUUUGGCCGGCGCUGCUGCAGGCGCAAUUAUGUCAGGUUGGGUGUCUUUUGGCACACAAGCAGCAAUGGCAAGCGGUCAACUUGGUUCGCAUAAGUUGCAAGUUUUCGUAUCGGAGUGUCCUGCUAAUUCAACAAUAACUGAACCCGAUUAUGUUGAUGAGUCGGACGUAUUUCCGUUAUAUCGUUUGUCGUAUCAUUGGAUACCUGUGAUUGGUGUUUUAUCAACAUUGUUGGUUGGCACUGUCACAUCUUUCCUUUGCGGACCAAGAGACUUGAAAACGUUGGACGCAGUUGUAAUUUCACCUGUAAUCCAUAGAUUUUUACCGAAGGAAUGUUUUAAUGCUACACCCAAUGCAAGCCCUAUUUUAUCCCGAGGUAAAUCUGAGCGAAUAUUAUCUGACCUUUCGAAUAAGUCCAAACACACGAGGAGUGCUACGGAGAAAUACUAA
Messenger RNA from Bactrocera tryoni, 2894 nucleotides. RefSeq names its product sodium-coupled monocarboxylate transporter 2-like. Bases 186 to 2894 code for a protein of 902 amino acids. Gene Ontology annotation, biological process: sodium ion transport; transmembrane transport. Gene Ontology annotation, cellular component: membrane. The transcript has 20 exons. Lineage: Eukaryota; Metazoa; Arthropoda; Insecta; Diptera; Tephritidae. The record is from RefSeq and is a predicted model, not a curated record. Gene Ontology annotation, molecular function: symporter activity.